Molecule: messenger RNA, 1395 nt
Organism: Ananas comosus (pineapple)
Lineage: Eukaryota; Viridiplantae; Streptophyta; Magnoliopsida; Poales; Bromeliaceae
Product: imidazoleglycerol-phosphate dehydratase
Exons: 8
Coding region: 145-984 (279 amino acids)
Biological process (GO): L-histidine biosynthetic process
Molecular function (GO): imidazoleglycerol-phosphate dehydratase activity
Source: RefSeq, a predicted model, not a curated record
UUCUCGACCCCUUCUCCUCCUCUCUCGCCACCACCUCCUCCGCCGCCGCAUCGCCGUCGCCGCCGCCGACGACGACGACGACCUCCUCCGCCUCCACCCAACCCCAUCUCCUCUCACUCCGGAUCUUCUCCGUCUCUCCCUUAAAUGAGCACCGUACUGGGCCUUUCCACCUCUUCCGCCGUCUCCGCCUAUUGCCUUGUCGACAAAACCCUAGAGAGAUCUAGGGUUGGGGUUUCGCGCACCUUCCCCUUUGAAUCCACCCAUCUAAGCUCCCGCCUUCGUGGUUCUUCGCUCUCUUUGAGGUCGGCGACUGGCCCCAUGGCUGCUCUAUCUUCUCAUGCUGGUGAAGGGAACAAUGGCCCGAUCGCGGCCGACGAAUCUUCGCCAAAUCGGAUUGGAGAGAUUCGAAGGAUCACCAAGGAGACAAAUGUGCAUGUAAAGAUAAACCUGGAUGGCUCAGGAGUUGCGACUUGUACCACCGGGAUACCAUUCUUGGAUCAUAUGCUGGAUCAACUGGCGUCACACGGACUUUUUGAUGUGUAUGUGAAGGCAUCUGGUGAUACACAUAUUGAUGAUCAUCAUACGAAUGAAGAUGUUGCCCUUGCAAUUGGAUCGGCAUUACUUCAAGCACUUGGAGAUAGGAAAGGAAUUAACCGGUUCGGGCACUUUGCAGCCCCACUUGAUGAAGCAGCAAUUGAAGUUAUAUUGGAUUUAUCAGGCCGUCCUCAUUUGAAAUACGACUUAAACAUCCCGACAGAGAGAGUCGGCACAUAUGACACACAGCUGGUGGAACAUUUUUUCCAGUCUUUGGUGAAUACAUCUGGGAUGACGCUUCACAUCUAUCAGCUUGCUGGGAAGAACUCACACCAUAUCGUCGAGGCAACCUUCAAGGCAUUUGCCAGAGCUCUUCGCCAGGCGACUGAAUAUGAUUUACGCCGACGCGGAACUGUGCCCAGCUCGAAAGGUGUUCUGUCGCGAUCAUGAGGUUCCGAAUCCUGCGUUGCGGAGUGGAUUAUCCAUUGUGUGAUAGAAGAACUAAUAACCGUCAAUGGCGAUUUCCACUUUCCCUGGUAGACGUGAUGAGUACUCCUGUAGCUUAAUUUAUUUUUUCAAUAAAUGAAGCGGAUAGAGUGCUAUCUAUUUCUCAAAAAAAAAAAAAAAAAAAUCUGGUUUACUAGGUUAUUUGUGUGGUUCCAUAUGUCAUCUCUUUCUUCUUCUUUUUCCUUUUUUUUAAAAAAAUUGUCCACUAGUUUCGUAUAAUAGGUAAUUGAACGCACCCAAAUGUUCGCCAUGUUCAAUUAGAGUAGAAAAGCCAAAGUUCUUGUGUAGAGCUACCUUGUAGUACUAGCAUAAUUAUUUGGAGUUAUAAAGUAAUUAGGCCGUAUUUAGUUUAAA